AUGGGCUUCGGCCACACAGUGCGGACCUUCUGGUUCACCACCCCUCCCAAGCCCGGCCCGGACGUGCCCUUCCGGCUAGGCCUCAUCGGCGACCUGGGCCAGACGUCUGACUCCAACAGCAGACUGACCCACUACGAGGCCACGGGGGGUGACGCCGUGCUCUUCAUGGGCGACCUCUCCUACGCCGACAAACACCCCCUCCACGACAACAAUCGUUGGGACACGUGGGGCCGCUUCUCCGAGCGCAGCGUCGCCUACCAACCAUGGAUCUGGGUCACCGGCAACCACGAGGUCGACUAUGCACCGGAGCUCGGCGAGACGGCGCCGUUCAAGCCAUUCAGUCAUCGGUACUCGACGCCGCACCAGUCGAGCGGCUCGCCGGAGCCCUACUGGUACUCGGUGAAGCUCGCGUCCGCGCACAUCAUCAUACUGUCCUCCUACUCCGCGUUCGGCAAGUACACGCCGCAGUACAAGUGGCUGGAGGCGGAGCUGAAGCGCGUGAACCGGAGCGAGACGCCGUGGCUGAUCGUGGCAUCGCACUCGCCGUGGUACAACAGCUACAACUUCCACUACAUGGAGGGCGAACCGAUGCGUGUGCAGUUCGAGCAGUGGGCCGUCGACGCCAGGGUCGACCUCGUCUUCGCCGGGCACGUGCACGCGUAUGAGCGCAGCCACCGGGUGUCCAACAUCAAGUACAACAUCACAGACGGGAGGUGCAAGCCGGUGCGGGACCGCCGCGCGCCUGUGUACAUGACCAUCGGCGACGGCGGCAACAUCGAGGGGCUUGCCGACAGCAUGACGGAGCCGCAACCGAGCUACUCGGCGUUCCGGGAGGCUAGCUUUGGGCAUGCCGUGCUGGACAUCAAGAACCGCACGCACGCCUACUACGCUUGGUACCGCAACGCCGACGGCGUCAAGGUUGAUGCCGACACCGUGUGGUUCACCAACCGCUACUACAUGCCCAACCACGACGACUCCCGUUGA
Molecule: messenger RNA, 984 nt
Organism: Triticum turgidum subsp. durum (durum wheat)
Lineage: Eukaryota; Viridiplantae; Streptophyta; Magnoliopsida; Poales; Poaceae
Source: the annotation of a GenBank genome assembly